AUCUGAAACAUUUAAGUGUGACAAACAUGCAAAGAAAUCAGGAAGGGGGCAAACACUUUUUCACACAACUGUACUUCUUGCUAUACUUUUGACCCUGAAGUAGCUAUCACUCUGGUUGUAUGUACAAGAUAUUUAUUGUUCUACCCCCCAAUUGUUUUAGCUGCAUUACAUAUAGUGGUAUAUAAUUUUAUAAGAAAUCAGGAAGGGGGCAAACACUUUUUCACACAACUGUACAUGUAAAGGCCAGAAUAGCCACUUACACUUUCGGUCAACAUUGUUGUAACUGUUUUGAUUAAUUUGGGAUCAUAUCAUCAGACAAAAGAUGGAAAGCACAGACAUUUGUUUUAUCUUGUUUCACAAUAUAACUGUUAAUGGCACUGCAGGUUGCAAUGACCCUUCUUGUGAAUAUGGCAAAAACAACCAAUUUUCAAGGCACCAAUUCAAUGCACGGCCACUGAUUGGAAUACCUAAACCAAAUAAGCUAACAGCUUCAGUUGUUAGUGUUCAACUGGUCUGUUUGGGGUGCAGUGUACAGACAUUAUUUGGGCAUCAGAACACUGUACUAGGGACUACUUCUACACACUCAACAUAACAUUAAAGGCCAUAUUGGGAUUAGUGUAUUUUGCUAUUCGGAAAAUAAAAUAUAAUGUUUAGAAUGUAUCAUUACCAAAAACCUCAAGGUGUUAAAGGAUGUUGUUCUCUAGAUGCGACACCUCCAUGUGGUGGUUGACUGUUCAAGAAGUAUGGAAGACCAGGACUUGAAACCAAACCGCCUCACCUCCUCUCUGAAGCUGAUAGAAACCUUUGUCGAGGAGUAUUUUGACCAAAACCCCAUCAGUCAGCUGGGCAUUAUCACCACGAAGAAUAAAAGAGCCGAGAAGCUGACUGACCUGGCAGGAAAUCCAAAGAAACACAUUGUUGCUCUGAAGAAGGCGGUGGGCACAGUGUGUGUAGGCGAGCCGUCCCUCUACAACUCUCUCAACCUGGCCAUACAGACCCUCAAGCACAUGCCCGGACAUACGAGUCGGGAGAUCCUGAUAAUCCUCAGCAGCCUCACCACAUGUGACCCAGCAAACAUCUCUGAGCUGAUUAAGACCCUGAAGUCUCUGAAGGUGAGGGUCUCUAUAAUCGGCCUGUCAGCAGAGGUCAGGGUGUGUACGGUAUUGACCAGGGAAACGGGCGGCUCGUACCAUGUGAUCCUGGAUGAGAGUCACUUCAAAGAGCUGCUGAUGCUGCACGUCAAACCCCCUCCAGCCAGCUCCUCGUCUGAAUGCUCUUUAAUACGCAUGGGUUUCCCUCAGCACACCGUUGCCUCUCUGACUGACCAGGAUGCCAAGCCUUCAUUCAGCAUGUCUCAUCUGGACAGCAGCAGUGGUGCCGUUCUGUCUCUAGGAGGAUACUUCUGUCCGCAAUGCCAUGCCAAGUACACAGAGCUACCGGUGGAGUGUAAAGUCUGUGGUUUGACUCUGGUGUCGGCGCCCCAUCUCGCCAGAUCCUUCCAUCACCUGUUCCCCCUCCAAGCCUUUACAGAGAGUCCUGCGCAGGAGCUCCAUGCAGACAGGUGGUUCUCAUGCAUUCAAACAGUUAUUCACAGACACUGUGCUGCUGUGGAGCUAAACUUGUUGUCAUUUGGUUUUAGGUGCUGUCAAGCUUGUCAAGGGGAGCUGAAAGACACAAGUAUCUUCACCUGUCCAUCAUGUCGCUGCGUGUUCUGUUUGGAGUGUGAUCUCUUCAUCCAUGACUCGCUGCACUGCUGCCCCUGCUGUAUUCACAAUCAGACCAACUCCUGAACCUGAGAGGCUAACGGUUGGACAGAGAAUGGAAUAAACUCAGUGGUCAUGUGCCCUCAAUGACUCAUCGUGUCCGUCCUAUCAGUAUUGUCCACCUCUGAUAGAAUGGUUAUGAUGCACACAGGCAAUGGACUAUAUUUCAAAGUUGUUGAAGAUAUGCGUACAAUAUUGGACUAUUUUGGGUUUAUCCAUAUCGUUUUGAAGGUUCAGCAGCUUCUUGCUGAAGUUAGGCCCACACCUCCGUCUGCUCUGAGAAAUGCAUCUGAGCUGCUGCACUCCCAGCUGUAAAAUAGCACACCACUGUAUGUCAGACAUGAUCUGUGGGCAUUGUUUAUACACACUUUUGUACUACAGUUCUGUUUGUGACAUGGCAUUUACAAUAAAACAUAUUGUUUCUACUUGUUAAA
This is a messenger RNA of Anarrhichthys ocellatus (wolf-eel), 2197 nucleotides long. RefSeq names its product general transcription factor IIH, polypeptide 2 (gene gtf2h2). The coding region runs from base 705 to 1790 and encodes 361 amino acids. Gene Ontology annotation, molecular function: zinc ion binding. Lineage: Eukaryota; Metazoa; Chordata; Actinopteri; Perciformes; Anarhichadidae. The record is from RefSeq and is a predicted model, not a curated record. Gene Ontology annotation, cellular component: transcription factor TFIIH core complex; transcription factor TFIIH holo complex. Gene Ontology annotation, biological process: nucleotide-excision repair; regulation of transcription by RNA polymerase II; DNA-templated transcription. The transcript is spliced from 10 exons.